Messenger RNA from Phycomyces blakesleeanus NRRL 1555(-), 1443 nucleotides. RefSeq lists its product as hypothetical. The coding region runs from base 1 to 1443 and encodes 480 amino acids. The transcript has 5 exons. NCBI's taxonomy places the organism in Eukaryota, Fungi, Mucoromycota, Mucoromycetes, Mucorales, Phycomycetaceae. The record is from RefSeq and is a predicted model, not a curated record.
AUGUACAAUGAGCUCACUUAUACGCCUCUCAUGGAUCACUCCAGUCCGUUGGAAAUUCUAGAUCUUCAAUUCGGUGCAUACGUAAAUGACUUAUUCGGAUUAAAACGGCACCCAACCGAAGAUCUCGUUCAAGUUCCCAAGAUCACUAUCCCUGCAGACGCCAACCUUUCUCCGCGACAGAUCACGAUAAAGAAGUACUGGGAACGAUUCAAAAGACCUAUAGGCGUUCCUUUAAACCAUUACACCUAUGUAAAAGUGCUUGGCAGAGUCGGCUUUGUAUCGAAAGGCAUCGUUUAUGCUGUCAUGGGUGGCAUGUGUAUUUCAACAGCAGCCCAUCUUGACCCCGAGGUUGAUGGUCUUCAGUCUCCAAUGGGCGUCUUUAUAUAUCUUGGUCUUUUCUCUAUAGGCACACCACUGCUUAUUAUUAUGCUUAUUGGCAUCUCGUUUUACUCUACUUGGCGAUUUUGGGAAGGUUCUUAUGGUCAAGGAGGUGACAAAACACAGUCUGCAUUCAAAAACUUUUUCCGCUGCCGAUUGUCGCCCAUUGUAUCAGGCUGCGUUUACAUAGUCUACCUGACAUAUAUUGGAAAAUUACUGGCAAAAACAAGAGAGGAAAGAAUCGCAUUAGGAGAUGUAACCUCAGACGAUUGCUUCCCAGCUUGUUGGGGACACUCUGAACAUUGGUACAAGAAAGCAGCAGUAGUCAUCUUUGGCAUGGCAUUUCUAAUUGCAUGCAUCACUCAACUGCAGAAUGUCUUUACCAAGCGAUGGCACAAUGAUCUAAUGGUACAUCAUUGUACUCGUAUUGAAAAAUGGGUGAUGAUCACUCUGGGUCAUCUCGGAUUUUUAGCCCGCGCUGGUGUUUUUAUGUUUGUCGGUGUAUAUAUGUUCAAAGUCUCACGCCAUGAUAUCGAAGUUAAACACGAUUCGUUUGCAGACGCAAUCAACCAAGCCAACAAUGUGAAAGGCGGAGCAGUUCUUUUGUGGCUACUAGGAAUAGGCUUGAUUUUUUUCGGCGUCUUUGCCGCGGGUAAUGCCUACUACAAGUAUUACCCCACACCGCCACCACAUCGACAGGCAUUUUACCUAGAGGACAGUGAACUUCAUUUCGAGCCAAAACCCAAGACAGCUGAGGAAGAACUCACGGCAGUCAUUGUUGAAAUUCCAGAAGCCACUUCGGCUAAGCAAAAUACCCCACCAAUGAGUGAGAUUGUGACCCCAAACAAUAACUAUCCAAGCGGUUCAUCUGAUAAGAAUCCUAUAUCCAUAGCAACCACAGAAACCAUGAGCAUUUCUGCUAGCCAAACAACCGAAGAUUCGGAUGUGACCUCCAUUCCGUCGCCUGUAGAAGAAUCUGUCGUUAGUCCAGGUGCUCCUCUCAUGAUACCUGAACGUCCACCUUCCCCAUGGGAGAGUACCGGAAGAUAUCGAAUGAGAAAAUAG